UUUUGCGUUGCUCACAAAAUGGUAAUCGUCCACAGUUUGGUAUGGGUUCUACUAUUGGGGGUGCUCGUGGCAGCCUUGUCAUCACAAGAGGCAUUGGGCCUCACAGAACUCUCCCAGAAAAGCGAGGACUUCAUCAUACGCGUCACCGAUGGGAAAUUGGAUCUGUUCACAGGGGUAAGAGACUAUUACACGUUGGUGAUUCUCACAUCUACAUCUUCUGAGCACAAAUGUACCACUUGCCAGAACCUCAUCGACAUUGUGCAGAUAGUUGCUCGAUCCUGGUUUCACGACUAUACACGUCUGCACGCAUUGUUUUUUGUCGAAAUUGACUUGGUUCACGAGCCCAAUAUGCGGUUAGCAGGCGCUAUCCAACUUCAAACAGUUCCACACCUAUGGCUUGUACCGCCCAACCCCGAGGAACAGUACGAUGAAUUUGCAUUAUUGAAGGAACAGCAUUUUAUUUACCGAUUGCCGGUGGGUAAAGUCGACAGCCAAGCGUUUGACUUAGCUCAGUUCUUGUCGCAGACCCUUCAGAAGUCUAUCUAUAUUCGAGACGGAGACCCCAUGGUGAACUUUGUGUUGUACUUUGUGGUGACGUUCUUGGUGAUCACUAUAUGUAAACGAAAUGCUCCUCAACUCGUCAAGAACUUGGGUAGAGUGUUUGCCUACAAGGUAUUGUCUAUUGGGAUGAUAUUGGCUUCCACCACCGGAUUCCAGUAUUCUCGGAUCCAAAAGAUCCCCUUUGUGGCCAGGAACGAUGAGGGACUUAUCAUAAUCUCGGGAGGUACACACUACCAGUUUGGAGUCGAGUCCCUCAUUGUCAGUGGGGUCUAUUUACUAUUGGCUGUAUCGUUCCUUGUGUUGGUGUAUCUUGGAAGUUAUAAAACCACGGCCAAAAGUACCCUUGAUGACCAGUCUAAACAUAUUCUCAUCAUCUCCAUGACCAUCACAUUGUACUUGUUGUACAGUGCGCUUACAAGCAUUAUUCUACGCAAAGACUCCGAUUAUCCAUAUGCCUUCACCAAGCUCUUUUAAGUAUUAAUGCGAUUCUCAAUUUCUGACGCGUACAAUUUUUCAGUAGGCUCUAUACUUAAUGUCAAAUACUGUUGACAGUAAAAGAGUGUCAGAGACUCAGCACCCUGAGCGCAACGUGGUGGUAAAGAGAACAAAGAUCACAGACUUUUUCCUGGUCAAGAAGAAGCCUGCACCACCGAAAGACGUAAGCUCUACUGAGUCGAAACAAACAAUCAAGACGGUAACAACUACAACGACAUUGAAACUAAAACCAACCCAGCCAGCCGAAACAGCUCAACAAUGUGACCUGUUGGAUGAAGACGCCUUCUCUACAAAGUACAACUUCAAUAAAAAAAAGUGGAUAGAACUGCUUUCUCCAAAAUAUCUCGAGCUUUUAGACCUCGAAAUCAACUAUUUACACAUUUCCUGGUUGACUUUUCUUCACAAAGAACUCACGAAACCCUACUUUCUCAAAUUGAAACGGUUUCUCAAAGCUCAGGCCCACAAGACGGUAUUUCCUCCUAAGCACCAGAUCUACUCCUGGUCCCAUUUCACACCACUUCCACAAUUGAAGUGUCUUAUUUUGGGCCAGGAUCCAUACCAUAACUUUAACCAGGCCCACGGGUUGGCAUUCUCUGUUUUGGAGCCCACAAAACCGCCUCCUUCUUUGAAGAACAUCUACAAAGGUAUUCAAAACGACUACCCCAAGUUUGAGCCUCCCAAUAGUUCUCAGGGUGGAGGUGGUAAUUUGACCAAGUGGGCUAAGAGGGGUGUCCUCAUGUUGAACACCUGUCUCACGGUAGAGGCGCACAAAGCCAAUAGCCAUUCGAAACAAGGAUGGGAAACAUUUACCCAAGAGGUCAUAAAUACAGCGAUAAACUACCACCAGAACCAGGAGAAUUCGGGGUUCGUGGUGAUGGCAUGGGGAAUGCCUGCGCAGAACACCGUGGGUCAAUUCCCUAAUUUGCAAAAGACAGACAACUUUCUUGUUUUGAAAACGUUCCAUCCGUCGCCAUUCUCAGCUGCAAAAGGUUUUUUCACUGCCCAGUGUUUCCGGAAAUGCAAUGAGUGGCUCGAACAACAGGGCAAGCAACGUAUUGAUUGGGCACUUUUAGACUCGAACCAAAUCUUUACUUGAAAGAAGCACGUUAAAUAGUUAAAUAUUCAUGUUAUUGUCAUUGGUUGUACAAACUCUUGCAACAUUGGUUUU
Molecule: messenger RNA, 2224 nt
Organism: Yamadazyma tenuis ATCC 10573
Lineage: Eukaryota; Fungi; Ascomycota; Pichiomycetes; Serinales; Debaryomycetaceae
Source: RefSeq, a predicted model, not a curated record